AUGGCUGACUGGUCUGAAGUCUACUCUGAUCUCCUGUCUUCCUAUGUAGGCAAGUUCAAAGAUGCCCAAGGAAAUUCUGACCUCAGGGCCAAGAUCCUGGCCCAGGUGAAGUCCAAGAUCCUUCAGCAUGCAUCUGAGGGAUCUGUGGCAUUGCCACAGAACUUGAGAGUGGCCAUCAGAAGGAAGUUUCUUCCAGAACUGGACCCCAAUGACCAAGAUGAUGAGGAGAACAUCAUCCAGCACAUCCUGGCUGUAGCAGAAAAGAGGAAGGAAGAGACUGGUGGGGGUGAGGAUGCCAGAGAGGAGAGAAUGAGACCUUUGAAGGCAGGUGACUACAGAAAACCCUUUACUGAAUUUACUGCAGGUCAGCAGCUCUUCAAGGAGGACAUAGAUGCCUAUGAUAGGGAGAGGAGGGACACCAAGGACCCCAAGACCAUAGGCCAGAGGACCAAAAUCAUCCAACAAUGGUGGGAGUCUGUUUCCAAUGAUAAAAAAACUGAAGCUGGGAGGGCUGCUGAGAAGUGGAAUAAGUUGGGUGGUCCCAAAGGGACUCAUGAAUCAUAG
Molecule: messenger RNA, 564 nt
Organism: Pisolithus orientalis
Lineage: Eukaryota; Fungi; Basidiomycota; Agaricomycetes; Boletales; Pisolithaceae
Exons: 2
Coding region: 1-564 (187 amino acids)
Source: RefSeq, a predicted model, not a curated record